This is a messenger RNA of Nomia melanderi (Alkali bee), 945 nucleotides long. It is a transcript of the gene IFT20, whose product is annotated as intraflagellar transport 20. Gene Ontology annotation, biological process: protein localization to cilium; cilium assembly. Gene Ontology annotation, cellular component: centrosome; ciliary base; non-motile cilium. The record is from RefSeq and is a predicted model, not a curated record. NCBI's taxonomy places the organism in Eukaryota, Metazoa, Arthropoda, Insecta, Hymenoptera, Halictidae.
GCAUGAAGAAACGAAGACUAGUUCGACAGACGCGCAGGCGCGACUACCGGAGAGUCGAUCGUUUGUUUAUUUAAGAAAAUGGCUGACUCCUUGGCAAAGUACGGGAUUUACAUUGACGAUUUAAGUAAAGUCCGUGUAUUAGAACCGGAAGUGGCUAAUCAGACGAAUAAGCUUAAAGAAGAAUGUCAGAAUUUCGUUUCGAAGAUCACAGAGUUUCAGACGAAUUCUGACCAGUUUAUACAGAUAAUAGAACAAUUGGCAAACAAAGUUGAAAAGGAAAAAAUGAAGACCAUUGGGGCACGAAAUUUACUUCGUUCUAUGGCGAAAGAAAGGGAUGCCCAAAAACAACAGAUUCAGGCACAAAUUAUCGAGAAAUCUGUGGAACUUGAGAGACUUCGUAUACAAUAUGAUUCCUUAAGAAAAAUCGAAUUGGAACAGUUAGAAACUAUUGAACAAUUGUCUGUGAAUUAAUGAUCGGAAAUUGUAAAAUGUUUGUGUGUUCCCAUGAAUCGAGGAGUACAAGUAAAGUUACCAAAGAUAAUUAGAGCGACAUAUAUUAUGAAACAAGAUAUUUAUACAUAAAUUUAUGACGAAGUUUGCAGUUAAGACGGUAUCGGGGUUUAAACCCUUCUUAAUAAGACGGCAUCGAAUGUACAUACAUAUUGUGAAGGUUCUGAACCCCUGAAUCAGAAAGGCACGUCAGUUAAUUCUGAGUGAUAUUAGGUACUGUUACUAGUAUUCAUAUGCUACUGAUCACCUUGACAAUAGUAUAAUUUUUUUUCCCCCUUUUCGUAAAUGUUACGAUUACUUUCUUUAUAUAAUUAUAAACAGUUUUUCAUUACAAUUACUGUCUACUAACAGCCGCAAUUACAUGUGAGCAUUGGUAGAAGAUGAAUAACGAUAAAAACUUUAAAGCAAUUUCACUGAUACCGCAGUUAAUUUACG